Molecule: messenger RNA, 3792 nt
Organism: Python bivittatus (Burmese python)
Lineage: Eukaryota; Metazoa; Chordata; Lepidosauria; Squamata; Pythonidae
Source: RefSeq, a predicted model, not a curated record
UUUCAGGCUCUUGCGUAUGGUAUGGCCAAUGUGGAAUUGCUUCUGGAAACAAAAGGUACAAUUGUGCAUAUAAUGGCUCAGCAUUGCCACUACCAAAGGAUGGCUAUGAUUUGGUGCAGGAAAUCUGUCCAGGUUUUUUCUUUGAGAAUGUUAGCCUUUGCUGUGACCUGCAGCAACUUCAGAGUUUGAAAAGUGGCCUGGAGCUACCUCUACAGUUUCUUUCCAGGUGUCCAUCAUGCUUUCAUAAUUUCAUGAAUCUGUUCUGUGAGAUAACCUGUAGUCCUCAUCAGUCUGAAUUUCUGAAUGUUACACAAACAAAGCUGUAUCCUGAUCCAGUUACAAAAGAGAACAAAACCAGCAUCAUAGAGGUGCAGUAUUACAUUGGAAAAAAAUUUGCUAAUGAUAUGUAUAAUGCUUGCAAAGAUGUGGAGGCUCCAUCAAGCAACAUUAAGGCACUAGGUCUGUUGUGUGGGAAAGAUGUUAAAGAAUGCAAUGCAACCAACUGGAUUGAAUAUAUGUUUAGCAAGGAUAAUGGUCACACUCCUUUCAACAUAAUUCCAAUAUUUUCAGAUGUACCUAUCCAUGGGAUGAUUCCUAUGAACAAUGCUACCAAAGCCUGCAAUGAGUCUGUGGAUGACAUCACAGGACCCUGUAGUUGUCAAGAUUGUUCCAUUGUCUGUGGCCCAAAACCACAACCUCCCCCACCUCCUGCACCUUGGCUUUUGCUUGGCUUGGAUGCCAUGUAUGUUAUUAUGUGGAUCUCCUACACAGCAUUUCUUCUUGUUUUCUUUGCAGUGGUUUGUGGCUUCUGGUGUUACAGAAAGAGACAUUUUGUUUCUGAGUACGCACCCAUUGACAGCAACAUUGCCUAUUCUGUUAACUCACAUCAAAAUACUGGAAAAGCUACAUGGUAUGAAAGAUUUGGUGAAAAGUUUGAGAAUGCUUUAAGAGUUACAUUUACAUCAUGGGGAGCUUUUUGUGUUCGAAACCCACGGCCUGUUAUUCUGUUCUCCUUGGUUAUUAUUGCCAUGUGUUCCUCAGGCUUGGCAUUUCUCAAAUUAACUACAAAUCCUGUAGAUCUGUGGUCAUCCCCAAAUAGCCAAGCUCGCAGAGAGAAGGAAUACUUUGAUGCUAAUUUUGGACCAUUCUUCCGUACUGAACAACUUAUUAUUCAGGCUGUGAAUACUACUCCAGAGAUCUAUUCUCCAUAUCCUUCAGGAGCAAAUAUUCCUUUUGGACCUCCACUUAGAAAACAUAUCUUGCAUCAGAUACUAGAUUUGCAAAAUGGUAUUGAAAACUUAACUGCAUCUUAUAAAAAUGAAACUGUAAUGUUGAAGGACAUUUGCCUGGCACCUCUUGCUCCCUACAAUAACAACUGCACUAUUCUAAGUGUUCUUAAUUACUUCCAAAACAGUCAUUCUGUCCUAGAUUAUAGCAUUGGUGAUGAAUUUUAUACCUUUGCUGACUUCCACUCUCAUUUCUUAUACUGUGUCAGGGCUCCAGCAACUCUGAAUGACACAACCCUCCUUCACGAACCCUGCUUGGGAACAUUUGGUGGUCCUGUCUUCCCAUGGCUGGUGAUGGGAGGAUACGAUGAUGAAAAUUAUAAUAAUGCCACAGCCCUUGUGAUCACAUUUCCUGUCAAGAAUUACUACAAUGACACAGAAAAGCUGAUGAAAGCUUUGGCUUGGGAAAAGGAGUUUAUCAAUUUUGUGAAAAACUAUGACAACCCAAAUUUAACAAUUUCCUUCUCUGCUGAACGUAGUAUUGAAGAUGAAAUAGAUCGAGAAAGCAACAGCGAUGUUCUCACUGUUAUAAUUAGCUAUGCAGUCAUGUUUGUGUACAUUUCCAUAGCUCUUGGGCACAUUAAGAGUCCUGCUACAUUCUUGGUGGAUUCAAAGAUCUCAUUGGGCAUUGCAGGCAUCCUAAUAGUACUCAGUUCAGUUGCAUGUUCUUUGGGUAUCUUCAGCUAUUUUGGAGUCCCCCUGACACUAAUUGUUAUUGAAGUCAUUCCCUUUUUGGUGCUGGCUGUUGGAGUGGACAACAUUUUCAUUAUUGUUCAGACAUUUCAGAGAGAUGAACGGCUUCAAGGUGAAACAUUAGAUAAGCAGAUUGGUCGAAUUCUUGGAGAUGUGGCUCCUAGCAUGUUUCUUUCAUCAUUUUCAGAGACAGUGGCUUUUUUCUUAGGAAGUUUGUCUACUAUGCCUGCAGUUCGUACAUUCUCCCUCUUUGCUGCAGUGGCUGUAUUUAUUGACUUCCUUCUUCAAAUUACCUGCUUUGUAAGUCUCUUGGGCUUGGACAUUAAGCGCCAAGAGAAAAAUCGAUAUGAUGUCCUGUGUUGUGUCAAAGGUGGUGAAGAAAUCAGUUUCCAUCACUCUAAAAGCAUGUUCUUUCGGUUCUUCAAAAACAUAUAUUCUCCAUUUCUUCUUAAAGAUUGGAUGAGACCAAUUAUUAUAUCCAUAUUUGUGGGUGUGUUAUCAUUCAGCAUAGCAGUUGUCAACAAAAUCGAUAUUGGCCUGGACCAGAGAUUAUCAAUGCCUGAUGACUCCUAUUUGAUAGCCUACUUCAACGAUCUUGGCAAAUAUCUGCACGCAGGUCCUCCAGUAUAUUUUGUGUUGAAAGAAGGGCAUAACUAUACAACUUUGGAUGGGCAAAAUAUGGUCUGUGGAGGAAUGGGAUGUGACAACAAUUCUCUGGUACAGCAAGUGUUUGGUGCAGCAGAAAUUAGCAGCUAUUCAAGAAUUGGCUAUUCACCUUCUUCCUGGAUCGAUGACUACUUUGAUUGGGUCAAGCCACAAUCUUCCUGUUGCAGAACUUAUAAUACCACUGGAGCAUUCUGCAAUGCUUCAGUUGUAAAUCCAUCAUGUGUGCACUGCCGGCCACUGACUAAAGAAGGAAAGCAGAGACCUCAGGGUGAAGACUUCAUGAAAUUUCUCCCUAUGUUCCUCUCAGAUAAUCCUAAUCCAGAAUGUGGCAAGGGAGGACAUGCUGCAUAUAGUUCUGCAGUCAACUUUAUACACAACUCUUCUGAAAUUGGAGCCACUUACUUCAUGACUUACCAUACAGUGCUAAAAAACUCAGCAGACUUUAUUGAUGCAUUGAAAAAAGCACGGAUCAUAGCAAACAAUAUUACUGAAGCCAUGGCCCACAAAGAGAAAAACUAUCAUGUUUUUCCUUACAGCUUGUUCUAUGUUUUUUAUGAACAAUAUCUGACAAUUGUGGAUGACACCAUCUUUAAUCUUGGCAUUUCCCUUGGAUCAAUAUUCAUAGUAACGAUGGUGCUGCUUGGUUUUGAAAUAUGGGCUGCUGUUGUUGUUUGCUUCACCAUCGCUAUGAUAGUGGUCAACAUGUUUGGAAUGAUGUGGCUCUGGGGUAUCAGCUUAAAUGCAGUUUCCUUAGUAAACCUUGUCAUGAGUUGCGGCAUCUCUGUUGAAUUCUGUAGCCAUGUGACAAGAGCAUUCACAAUUAGUACAAAAGCAACAAGAGUAGAGCGUGCUGAAGAAGCACUAUCUCACAUGGGGAGCUCUGUUUUCAGUGGUAUUACACUUACAAAAUUUGGAGGAAUAGUGGUGCUUGCUUUUUCCAAAUCUCAGAUUUUCCAGAUCUUCUACUUUAGGAUGUAUUUAGCCAUGGUACUACUUGGAGCAACCCAUGGUCUAAUAUUUCUUCCUGUCCUACUUAGUUACAUAGGGCCCUCAGUAAAUAAAGCUAAAGCACAUGCAGCACAAGAAAGGAACAAAGGAACAGAAAGAGAAAAACUCCUGUUCUUCUAGCUGUUUUAAACAAAGUGGU